AUGGAGGACGGUCGCGCGAAACAGAUACCCCUAUGGCUAGACUGCGACACAGGUACAGCACGCCAGGGCACGACGUACGGACAACCCCAACCCCAACCAUCUCCCUCAAACGCUAAGCCAUCCCCUCAGGACGCCUUCGCCAUCCUCCUCGCCGCCUACGAUCCCUGCCUCCACCUCCUCGGCAUCAGCACCGUCCACGGCAACGCCUCCCUCGCGCAGACGACCAAUAACACGCUGAGCGUCCUCGCGGCGAUCGGGAGGCCCGACGUGCCCGUCCAUCCUGGGGCCGCGAAGCCGUUCUGCAGGAACGCGGUCCACGCUGCUGAUAUACAUGGCGCAUCCGGUCUCGAUGGCACGACCCUGUUACCGAAGCCUGCGGCAGAGCCUGUUACGAAGCCGAAUGCUGUCUUGGCUAUGCGGCAUGCGUUGAUGGAACAGCCUGAAGGGACUGCGUGGCUGGUGGCUACAGGGACGUUGACGAAUGUGGCAUUAUUGUUUGCUACGUUUCCGGAGCUCGUGGAGCAUCUUAAGGGUUUGAGUGUUAUGGGUGGUGCUAUUGGUGGUGGUUUUACGGAUGCGCCUAUGGGACAUGUGAAGGGCGAAGGGGAGAGGUUUGGGAAUUGGACGAGGUGGGCGGAGUUUAACAUCUAUUGCGAUCCGGAAGCCGCUGAAUCGAUCUUCUCGAACCGUAAACUUGCCGCGAAGACGACGUUGAUACCGCUGGAUCUCACCCAUCAGGUCUUAGCGACAAGGGAAGUCCAGCAGACGUUGCUGACGGGAAGGCCCUUGACGACUCCAUCGGCAUCUGCCAUGAACCUCCGACAAAUGUUCCAUGACCUCCUCUUGUUUUUCGCCCAUACCUACAGCGAGGUCUAUGGCAUCACAGAAGGACCACCGCUGCAUGAUCCAAUCGCUGUAGCUGUACUUCUGGAACCUUUAAUGGGCCCGAUUAUGAGAUUCGCCGACAACGGAGGCGAGAGGUGGCACGUCAGAAUCGUAACUGAUGGAUUGCAUAGCCGGCACGACGAGGAGCGAGGGCAGGUGGGCAGAACGGUGGUCACUAAAUCUGACCAUGGUGGUGUGCGCAUACCCCGGAGUAUGCAAGUUGAAAGCUUCUGGAGGCAGAUAGGCCGCUGCCUCGAAGAAGCAGAGAGAGCAAUCUUGGAUUCGUAG
Molecule: messenger RNA, 1173 nt
Organism: Letharia lupina
Lineage: Eukaryota; Fungi; Ascomycota; Lecanoromycetes; Lecanorales; Parmeliaceae
Exons: 4
Coding region: 1-1173 (390 amino acids)
Biological process (GO): purine nucleoside catabolic process
Cellular component (GO): cytosol
Molecular function (GO): purine nucleosidase activity
Source: RefSeq, a predicted model, not a curated record